Molecule: messenger RNA, 2358 nt
Organism: Ectocarpus siliculosus
Lineage: Eukaryota; Phaeophyceae; Ectocarpales; Ectocarpaceae
Source: the annotation of a GenBank genome assembly
AUGGAGGAACGGAAAAGCUUCGAUCUCAGCUCGAAGACGGCGUCCUGUUUCUCCAAGCUUCGACGAGGCGCGGAUUUGGCACCCGCAACUCUUGAGCUCAAGCAGACCUUCGCGCUACGAAGAAUCCUACUGAAGCACGGCGAGAGGACAGAGGAAGAAUGCUCAGCCGUACGCAAAUUCCUCGCGGAACGCACAACGAUAUGGCGAGAACCGUUCUGGGCCCUCGUCUCCAAGAGGGAACAGCUCAAGAUCGCCAGUUGUGUCAAGCUGAGGAUGGUCCCGAGCGACGGGGAGCCACACGACUUCGUGGCGGCGGACUCGACCUCCGGAUGCAUGAUAUUCUCGGCUCUCAAGGGCCUCGCUCAGGUGCAAUGUUUCGAUAGCUCCGGCACGCGCCUAGAGUUCCAGGAGCUGGAAACAUUUGGGUUUCUUCCGGUGCCGGAGGUGCUCUUGGAGGAGGCCAUUCGCGGCGUAGAGAGGGUGAAAUCGAACCCGAGAAGCAAAGUCUAUCGUGGGGAGCGGGAGUACGGAGAGAGGCACCAAGCGACAACGGAGGCCGGCAAGAUCAGGGUCAAGAUUGCCCCGGACGGGCAGUACUUGUCCAUAAACGGGGCAGAAGUGGUACCGAUGCUCAAGAAGCUCGCUGAAAACCGGGGGAGGAGCCGCCUGAUGAAGAGCAUGGGUCUCGAGCUCCCCGGGAUGGGGGGCGAGGGUGGGUUUGGAGGGGAAGUAGGCGGUGGCGGUGGUGGUGGUGGCGGCGGCGGCGGCAGGAAGCGGGAAGCGCUUAUGCGAGAAGCUCGGUACGGGGUUGGUUCGAUCCUGGUACACGAAGGAGCUUCUCCCACGAUGGUGUUCGUAAUCGUGGAGGGAGAGUGCAGGAUCGUCAAGUCUGGGAAGCCGUGUCCCCAGUCUCAGUCGUCCGGCGCGAAGGUGUCUGGUGGUAGGAGCGCGAGGUACAACCUAGGCAGUGCCCAAGGCAGCAAGGUCGAUGUGGUGCUCACCAGCGGCUUUCACACGCAGGUCGACGUGUGCCAGCUCGGAUCUCUAGGACCAAAGGCCCUCAUCGGAGACAUCCCCGCCUUGCUCGGAGGCGUGCAGCCAGCGUCGGUCGUGGCGAAGACGCCCCUGAGAGUCCUUCAGUGCAGAGCCGACAGGUUCGCUGCACAUUUGGAGCACAACGCCCGAGCUAGAAAGGUGUACGUGGAGGCCGCCAAGGCAAGGAGGUCUAGGAUGACGGAGCGAGGAGGGGAGGUGGAGCAGCUCGUUUCGCUCGCCGGGACCCCGCUGCUCGUUGACAUGAGCGCCGGCAGCGCUAGCACCUCCAGCGGCCCCGCCAAACACCCAGCAGGAAACUCCGCCCAAACCGGCGACGAAGCUGCCCACGGCAGCAGCAAUACUAGUGAUCGGACGGGAAGGGGUGGGGAGACAGAAAGAUCGACCGCCGGCGGAAAAGCUGCAGCGGCCACGGCGGCCAAUCCUACGUCUACUGACAGAGGCCGAGGACGCGUUAGCAGUCGGACCGAUCCAUCAGGAACCGCCAAGGCUAGCAGCGGCAAGGGCAUCGGACCGGCGGUUGAACCGGUACCAACGCACAGCGGUGGUAGCGGCCACAAAGAAUCGAUGCGGAGGUCGCAGUCGACCCCCGCCGCCACACCCGUGGAAGAAGAGACCCGCAACACCGGAACCCCCGCGGAUACAACCGCGACCGCGAGGUCAGCGACGAGGCGCACUUCAUCGUCGGAGUCGUCACCUCCGACGCGGGGAUUGAACGCCGAGCGGAUAGUCGCCACGGCGAGCACCCCGCAGCUGCCUUGUUUCUCCCUGGGGACAUCGCCACAGCUUGCGUUCCGCGGGGCGCGACCAAGCCCAACAGUUGGGCCGCUGCACACGCCUGCUCGUAAGGCUGUCGCUUCCUCCGAACGCAAAGUGGCGUCGCCGAUGACCGAUGCUAUCGGUGCGUCGGCAAGUGCAUCGGGUUACCGAUGGCGCCGUUUGGGAGUGGGAGUGGAGGCGGGGCUUGCGGGGACAGCGGCGAUGGCAACUCCAGCCCUGGUGACAGCCAGAGAUCAAGCGUCGACACUCCUAGCCUCCCACCUGACGCCAUUCCCGACCAUCACGAAGAAUCGCAGCUUGCACGCCGUGGCGCAGCCCAUCGUGAAGCACAGCGAGGGCUUCGCCGACGCCUGUCGGGGAGAGAGGAGUAGAUCGGGGACCGAGGCAUGGAGGGUGGCGAGAGAGGCGAGGUACGAGGGCCUGGUCGCCCCAGCGGACCGUUUGUCGAUCAUGCAGCAAAUCGACGCCGGCUUUGACGCGUUACAACAAGGUGGCAGGAGUAGGAGGGUUCCUCCAGUGGCAUAG